ACCAAAGAAUUUCAAGAAAUUUCAAUAGAGUAAAAUCAAAGAAAACAUUGCCUAAAUUUAAUUCAAUUGUUUGUUAGAAAUUAAAUUACAAACUCAGCAAGCACCACCACCCACCACCAACAACCUUCCCUUCCUUCCCAUUCCCCCAAACGCCGUCGUUUUGAUACCGCCGGCGAAAUGGCCGAGAAAGCGAAGCAGCAACAACAGCGCUUCGCGUUCUCGUUUCCCGUAACCGUCGUCGUUUCCGCAAUCGCUUACAUUUACUUCUCCACCGUUUUUGUCUUCAUUGAUCGAUGGCUUGGCCUUUUCUCUUCCCCUGGAAUCGCUAACGCCUCCGUUUUCACCGCCAUCGCUAUCAUGUCUCUCUUUUCUUACCGGGCAGCUAUUUCCACGGAUCCGGGUCGGGUUCCGGCUACGUACACGCCUGAUAUCGAAGAUAACACAACCCCUCUCCAUGAGAUCAAACGCAAGGGUGGAGAUUUGCGAUUUUGUCAAAAGUGUUCUCACUAUAAGCCUCCCCGUGCACAUCAUUGCCGGGUUUGUAAAAGAUGUGUUCUACGAAUGGAUCACCAUUGCAUCUGGAUAAAUAACUGCGUCGGUCAUGCAAACUACAAGAUCUUCUUCAUUUUUGUCACAUAUGCUGCAAUUGCCUGCAUUUACUCCAUGGUCUUACUUGUUGGUAGUCUAGCUUAUGAUGGUUUACCGGAUGACGAGAACAAUGGCGGCUCUUAUAGAACUGUAUAUGUUGUUUCUGUGAUCUUACUGGCCCCCUUAUCUAUAUCAUUAUGUGUUCUUUUAGGAUGGCAUAUCUAUCUCAUCCUACAUAACAAAACCACCAUAGAGUAUUAUGAAGGAGUGAGAGCUUUGUGGCUUCAAGAGAAGGGUGGGAGUAUCUAUAAACAUCCAUAUGACCUUGGCCCGUAUGAGAAUUUGACAUCUGUUUUGGGACCAAAUAUCCUAAGCUGGCUGUGGCCAACGGCGAACCAUAUAGGUUCUGGACUUAGGUUCCGCACAGUCUAUGAUCUCACAAAAGGCGCAUCAACAUCCAAAUGAUGUUUUCACACUGCUUUGUAGUGGUUCUUGGUAAUAUAUCCAUAUUAACAUAUCUUGAGAAGAAUGAUUGAGUAACGACAAUGCUAAAUGAAUGGUGAAGUGCCAUCACAAAUUCAAUAGCUGAAGUUUAGGUAUUGAAGAGAUGUUUGCUGCAUAUACCUGAGGCAAUUGUGUAAUGUAUAUGCUCAUAUGGAUAUUGAUAACAUACACAUUUUUUCUUUCUUGUUUGCUUAACCAUUUGUUAGACAUAGAUUAAGUUUCUUCUCCCCCGUCUUCCGGUCUUGUUAGGUUUUGGAUGAUGUGGGGUUACAGCUGUAGAGUCUUGUUGAUAAACCUAAUGUACAAAGAAACCAGCUCAUCAAGGAGUUGUCAAGGGAUUGCUUAACCAUUGUGAAAAGUUGUAUUUUAGAAUUGUAUUUUGUGUAUCUUGAAAUUGAAUGAAAUAAUAACAGUUGAAUUGCAGUUUUGUUGCCA
Molecule: messenger RNA, 1527 nt
Organism: Lathyrus oleraceus (garden pea)
Lineage: Eukaryota; Viridiplantae; Streptophyta; Magnoliopsida; Fabales; Fabaceae
Product: probable protein S-acyltransferase 16
Exons: 7
Coding region: 178-1053 (291 amino acids)
Molecular function (GO): palmitoyltransferase activity
Source: RefSeq, a predicted model, not a curated record